This is a messenger RNA of Stegodyphus dumicola, 1453 nucleotides long. It is a transcript of the gene crm, whose product is annotated as cramped chromatin regulator. Gene Ontology annotation, cellular component: nucleus. The record is from RefSeq and is a predicted model, not a curated record. Lineage: Eukaryota; Metazoa; Arthropoda; Arachnida; Araneae; Eresidae. Gene Ontology annotation, biological process: pattern specification process. Gene Ontology annotation, molecular function: chromatin binding.
UCAGUUAGUUUGAAGUUAUGGCAUGUGUCACUUAAUAUCUCGUUUAUAGCUUAAAUAUAUAUGAAAUACUUUUUGUAUGUGCAAUGAAUUUCUCCAACUGAUCUUGAGAAUUCGACUGUUAAGAUAUAGUGUAGUUUUACGUCCUUAUUUUUUUUAGAAAUCCUCCGAGCAACUUGGCGUUGUUGGUUGUGCUGAGCUUACAUUCUAGACCUGUUUAGUUAUUCAUAUAUCGAAAUGUGCAUUUUUAAGUGGUGGAAUUUUAUUACUUGUUUAUUGUAGAAUGCCAGCGUCUUUGAUUUGCUGUUAUAUUUUCAAAACGUUGAUUUUAUUUUACGUAAAGAGGGCAAUGCACUGUGUUACGACAGAAAUCUAGAAGUCACUACUUUUUUGAUGAGGUAGCAAAAUUACAAAAGCAAAUAAGAUCUAAACUACUAGUGUCAUCUAGUUUGAUUAUUACACAUCGUACUUGGCAUUUCUUUGGAUCUGAGAGACGAAAGUUAUCUGUUACUCAUGUACUGAUUACAGGAUGCCUACAUAUAAUCAAGUUGAAGGGGAAGAUGCUACUGAUAAUGAUGUAGAAUCAGAUGGCCAACAGACUAUUUACACUAGACAUAAACCACAUUUGUCAAGAACUACUGUAAAAGAUGCACCAGAAACUCUAGAAAAUGAAACUGUGUCUGGAACUAAUGAAAAAAGCAUUAAACUUGUAAAUAAUCAGCGAAGCAGUAAUAGGUUGACUAAAAGAUUAAAAAGGGACACUAGUCCUGUUGAUCCUAGUUUGAAAAAAUCAGUUGCUACAAAACCAGCAGCUGCUUCUAUUGGAUCCAAGACACGAAGACCAUGGGAGCUAUGGAGUGUUGAGGACAAAAAUGCUUUCUUUGAAGCAUUAUGUGAAUAUGGAAAGGAUUUUGAGAGUAUACAAAGCUACAUUGCACAACGAAGCAAGAAGAAGGGUAUUGCAGCAAAUAUGAUUAAAAACAAAGAUCAAGUUCGCCAUUUCUAUUACAGAACAUGGCACAAAAUAUCCAAAUUUUUAGAAAUAAGUGAAUUUGUAAGAAAGCAAACUCAAGAGCUUUAUGGACUGAUCAAUUAUGCUGAGCUGCGGAAGAAAAUAGGAGGAUGUUUGAAUGAGAAGAAUCGUCAGAAGCUGAAUGAAUUGGUAUUCAGUGGUGUAACUACAGUGAAGCACAAGGGAAAGAAACUCCGAAUUAAAACGCCUGUUUGUAGAGCACUGAAAAAGUUAAAUAAUGUAUCAGAUACCAAAGAGCCAGAGACUGACAAAUUGCCAAAAGACAUUUUUGUUGAAUUUAGGCCACAUACAAAUGCUGCUUGGCUUCAUGUACAAAAUUUAGCGCACAAUCCCAGAGUGCGGACAAAAGUAUGUUUACAAAAACGUUUAAAACCUGUGAUAGAGCAUCUACAAAGAAGAUGGAGACCUUACCGAUUAAAAAGA